AGAGGCUCUCCAUCCAACAACCGCAACAGAACUCUACCAUGGCAGACGACAUUGCAACGUGGGAAGCUUCUGGCGUCGUGGCGCGGGCCAAGGCGCUGAUCCACUCGAGCAACGUGCGUGUCUUCUUAUUCCCCUGCGUCUCCUCUGUAUUCUCACACCUGGCGCAGCUCUCUGCUGGCACUGUAGCCGUCGCAAUCGCUUCGUAACUCGACCACUAAUAUGUCACGCUUUCUUAUCAUUGUCUUUAUAUUUGCAGUACGAGAAAGUGGCCGAUGCACGCAAGGACGUGGAUGACACUUUAGCCAAAUGGGUAGCCUCUAUCCAGACGCAGAGCGACCCCAUGAACGUCGCAAGAGGUAGCGCCGCCAUCGUAGCGCUAUGGCGUCAAUACGCGGCUCUGGAAAUGGAGCUGCGGCAGUUCAAACAGGCCACUAAAGUGUUCGAGAGAGCCGUGAGUUGCCCCAUCGCUGGCUCCAGCACGCCCUUGUGGCUGCAGUACGCAGACUUUUGCGUACAGAGGAAGAAAUUCUCCAAUGCCAGGAAGAUCUUUGUGCGCGCCCUGCAGACGCUGCCCGAACAGGAGCAAAAGGCCGUGUGGGCCCGAUUCUAUGGCUUUGUGUGUACUCAUGUGGACAACAAAUUGUCCCUGGCCAUGCUGCAGCACCAGGUUAUGCCGGACAAGUUCCCGCAGCCUGGAACGACAGCCACUGCAGCUCCUUCUACCGCUACUACAGCUGCGGCCACCACAUUGCCGAGCACUUUGCAGCCUCAACAGCAGGCCAAGACUGCGGCCGUGUCUCUGGUAGACCCUGUCGUAGCCUUUAUUGACAAGACUGGCGAAGUCACGCCCUCGCCUUCUCCUCUUGCAGUCGAGAGCGUCGGCCACGCGGCGGCGGUCAAGCGGCCGUCUGAUCCACGCCUUGCAGGCGACGCCAAGCGGGCCAAGCAAGAGAUAGCAGCGGCCACUGCCCCGGCCGAGCCUACGGCCUUCUUCUCGCACAUCCCUGUGACGCUGCCGUUUAUCCCCACUUGUCCGCACUUGUUGUUUGAUAGCGUGGCCGACGGCGAGGCACAGAAGCAAAUUGGCAACGAACUAUUGGAGCGAUUGUCCGACGUUCUAAGUGAUAGCGCCGUCUUCGAAGGAGUCCGCGAUCUGCGCGACAACCAGCGCACUCGUGAUCGAGAGAUGUUAUACCGUUGGCAGGAACUUGUUGGCAUGCAGAUGAAAGAGGGAAGCGAACUGUUCGCCCGACACGUGGCGCUUGAAAUGCAGCACGGCUUCUCGGAUCCGCGAGGCCUGAUCGCACUGAAGACGCAGCACUUGGAGCAACGUCGCGAGUUUUCCAGUCGCUGUCUGAUGUCCCAGCAGCAGUUCAUCGACAUUAGUGCCAUGGAUCGGGCCAAUGCAUUAAAGGCCCAGCAGAUCUCGCUUGAGAACAUGAAGAUCCCGGAAAUGAAGGUGACGACGGAGGCCGAAGCAAUUGGGUUGCAGCGUGCUAUUGUAGGUUUGAUUCUUGAAGCAGAGAAGCUGUGGCGAGAGGAGAAUCAGCGCAAUGCUGACGCUAAGAAGGCCCAGCAGGCCUCUCCUGCUUCUGGCCGUCCUCCUGCGAGGCAGAGGAGAGACAGUCAGGACUCUACUACUUCCAGUCACUCUACUUCGCGUAGUUCUAGUGGAGGCUUCCGUGGCAGUGGCAGCGGGAACAACCGGCAAGACCCACGCGGAUCCCGCAACUGGGCCGGGAACGGGAUUAAUCGCCGCCGCGAUCGUGACCCGCGUGGAGGCCGGGGCCGCUCGAACAAGUGGGAUAUCCAGCCCCCGCAGUCAGGGCCUGCUGCCGCUGCGCCUCCACAGCAUUCGCGUUACGAUUACCCUGGACAACAGACUGCGCCUGUGCAGCAAAUGCCUCUGUAUGAUCGAGGGCCGCAGCAGAUGCAGGCUCCUGUGCAGCAGCCACGUCCAUUCCAGCAGCAACCGUACGGUGCGCCCAAUGCGCCGCCUUACGAUGAAUAUGGAGGCCGACAGGGCCCAAUGCCAGAGCAGCAAGGGUAUGCUCCGCAGCCUUCAGGCGCCUAUUUCUCUGGGCCACAGGAUGGCCCGCGUGGUGAUCGCUUUGUAGGACAAGGAGGCCCUUCUAGAGGCGCUGCUGGCGGCUGGCCACAGCAACAGCAACAGGUAUUCCAUCAACAACCGCAACAACCAAUGCGGCCACGCUCAGGCCCUCCUGCUGGUGGAGAUCCUUCUCUAUCGCGAUAUGGAGCAGGUGCAGGUGCAGGAGCUGCUCGGGAUGGCCCUGGUCCCGCUCCGUAUUAUCAGGAGCCACUCCAGCAACAGGGUCCUUAUGGCCAGCAGCUGCAGGGACCUUAUGGCCAACAGCCAACGCAACAGCCUCCGCGUCGUGACAACUUCUCUGCAUAUGCGUACGAUCAGUAUGGACCACCCCAAGGCGAAUUCCAGCAGCGCGGAGGAGCCAGACCCAUGGCAAACUACGGGCCUGGCCAACAGCAACCGCCACCGCAGCAACGAUACCAACAGAACCAUCUACUCCCGUCGCCUGCACCCGCCGGCAUGAACAACAAUCGCCGUAAUCGACGUGGCGGGCGCUACCGUCGGUGAGAAUAGGACAGCUACACUAGCAAUGCAAGGCACGGUUUGGUGCUGUUCAAGCCGAAGCAAGCGAACACUUUUAAGAUUUCUUCAUAGGACUCUGGCCAACCUUAUGAGAAUAUCUAUCUACCCUACCAACAAACAUGUAGAACACGUAUCGAUCUAACGUCGAAAGGGAUGUCUAACAUGCUUAUAAUUGAGCGAGAGAUGAUUAAUGAACGACAUUAAAGUUCUCCGACACGUUCGGCUAUCUCCAU
This is a messenger RNA of Phytophthora nicotianae INRA-310, 2862 nucleotides long. RefSeq lists its product as hypothetical. The transcript is spliced from 2 exons. The coding region runs from base 341 to 2614 and encodes 757 amino acids. The record is from RefSeq and is a predicted model, not a curated record. NCBI's taxonomy places the organism in Eukaryota, Oomycota, Peronosporomycetes, Peronosporales, Peronosporaceae. Gene Ontology annotation, molecular function: protein binding.